Messenger RNA from Paramuricea clavata, 2890 nucleotides. The record is from the annotation of a GenBank genome assembly. NCBI's taxonomy places the organism in Eukaryota, Metazoa, Cnidaria, Anthozoa, Malacalcyonacea, Plexauridae.
AUUCCCCAGGAGAAAACGGCUGUGGAAAAUAAAGUUACAGAAAGAAACAGCAAAUUGGAAGAGGCAAAAACUGCGCAAGACCAGAUUAUGAAGCAGAAUGUAAGAAUUUCAGACCGCUCAUCCAAUAAAAGGGUUUUGCGUAUCGCUAAAAAGGAUUCUCAAAUAAAACUUUUUACAGGAAAACCUGGAAGAAAAGUUGAAAUUAAAAGAAAACGAAUUGAAAGAAAUGGAGCAAGUUAAGUAAGUUUGCCGAUUGAUGCAUUGCUGCUUUUUUUUUGUGUUUUACUUUGUGCAACUAAACAUAGCAUUAAUUAAUUCUAGAUAGCUCUAUUUGUUCUAAAGUGUUCUUCCUAUAGGGUCAGUAAGAGUCAUCUCUUAUUGAUCCAGUGUUACUACAGGAAGAAACCUAAACUAAACUUAUUUAUUCUGGAUAGCUCUAUCAGUACUAAACUGUUCUUCCUAGAGGUCCAGUAAGGAUCAUCACUUAUUGAUCCAGUGUUACUACAGGAGGAAAACUAAACUAAACUAACUUUAUUUAUACUGGAUAGCUCUAUCAGUACUAAACUGUUCUUCCUAGAGGUCCAGUAAAGAUCAUCUCUUAUUGAUCCAGUGUUACUACAGGAGGAAACCUAAACUAAACUAACUUUAUAUAUACUGGAUAGCUCUAUCAGUUCUAAACUGUUCUUCCUAGAGGUUCAGUAAGGAUCAUCUCUUAUUGAUCCAGUGUUACUAGGUGGAAACCUAAACUAAACUAACUUUAUUUAUACCGGAUAGCUCUAUCAGUUCUAAACUGUUCUUCCUAGAGGUCCAGUAAGGAUCAUCUCUUAUUGAUCUAAUGUUACUACAGGAAGAAACCUAAACUAAACUAACUUUAUUUAUACUUGCAUAGCUCUAUCACUUCUAAACUGUAACAAUGUUGUCAAUGUAUCAAGUUGCUACAAGGUUGUCACUCACAACUUGUUGACAAAUUGUUGAAUUGGAGGACGAUAACAACUUGUUGGAACAGCUUGUAACAAGUCUGUUAAGUCCAUGGUUUUAAAACAUAAUUUUUCUUUGUCAGUGAAAAUAACUUGGUGAAUUUUUUUUUCAGAAUUAAUCUUGAAACCCAAAUCUCCUCAUUAGAAAAAGACGUGGAGAAUGAAAGAAUACAUAGAGAAAAAGUUUGUAAAAUCCUUCAUAUGUACACGUCUCCAUUGAAGAGCACAUAUUCUAACUUGUGAAAUGGAUCUCGUGUUUUAAAUAAAGAUGUUAAUCAAUCAAUCAAAAAUCUUUACCGGAAAAUAACUGUCUGAAUUUACAUAAAAACGGGCCACAAUUGUAUUGUAAAUAUUUAUUUUCUCAAUUCAGGCAGUGGACGAAAUGAACGAGAAAGAAAAGAUGUUGAUUGGCAAAAAACUUGAAGUUGCAAACCAACUCGAAACCUUGGAGACAAGCUUAGCUAAGGUUUAGUUGCAUUUUUAGAAAACUCCACAAAUAAGGUUAACCUCGUCCUAAAGUAAAGGGACUUUAUUAGGGCUUGGUUAUGAUUAAGGCUAUAUAUUGUUUGUUGGAGUUCGGUUAGGGUGAUUUGUUUUUAUUCUACUGCAGGCCAAAGAAGAUUUAGAAGACAAUAAGGAAGCUGGAAAAAGAGCUCAAAAUAUCCUGAAAACUGAGAUGGACAAUUUAUCGGAAAAAUUGGUACGAUAAAUGAAGUUAAUUGAGACCUUUUAAGAUCGAAGUCUGUCCAGGAAAUCUUAUUUACAACCGUAUAUUCGUGUGAACAUAGCAAUAACACUCAACCCGCUUAGGCGAGCCAGCCCAGGUCAUGGCAUUUAUAUCGAAAAUACCCAACCCUGUUACCCGAGAUCUCGGGUCAGUCGAGCUGGGAUCUCGCUUAGGGGGGCUAGCUGGGUUCGCAUAUAAACUCAAAAUGAAAUUUAGUAGGAAAUAAUAAAGGCGGGAUCUCGCUUAAACUGGGCCAGCUUGGGUACCAGGGCUAGCUUGCCCCAUAUAAUUGCUAGAUAGUAUACUUCAAAAUAAGGUUUCCGUUUUUACACAAUUUAUAAAAUAAGUUAGGGUUAGGUUAGGGUUUAGGUUAGGGUUAGAUUGGGGUUAGGGUGAGGGUUAGUAUUAGGGUUAGGGUUUAGUUUUGCGUUAGGAUAGUUUUUUCUACGUUAUAAAAACGGAAAUCUUAUUUUGAAAUAUACUAUAAACAGCCUGUAAUUAAACAUUUUUUGUUUCUUUGGUAGAAAAGCGAGAGAGAGACUGGGGAACAGUUGAAAUUGAAACUCGACGACACGGAGUCGAGGCUGAAUACGAAACUUGCAGCGGCCAAUGAGAAUCUCGUAUCGGCCAGGAAUGACGUCGCUAAAUGCGAGGAGAAAAUGAAAGGUCUUGAAGAUUUAGUGAAACAGAAGGAGACGCAACAUUUUGAAUUGAAAGGCGAGAUGGCAGGUAAUGAUGGGUCAACUCACACCAGGACCACCGAGAGAAUUCGCGGGAUCCGGGGCAAAUCUUCUCUGGGGGCCCUAUGACAUCAUUUUUAAGCUAGACCCAAGUUAAUUACCCAACUGGACCUUAGCUUGAUUGCAUGUGGAGGUACUGUAAGGGGCCCUCAAUUUCAAAAAUGUUCUGACCAAUUUAAAGAACCUACUCAAUUUUAGGCUCUGGCUCUCAAGUUGGGGCCCUAUCAAGGUGGGGCCCGGCGCAAUUUGCCCCCCCCCCCCUCGGCGUCCCUGAGCAACACAUGUUUAUCGGUGAAUAUCGAUACAUAAAUACUAGAUCAAUGCUCAGUAACUGGCCUCUGUAGCUCAAAUAAUAAUAAUAUUAAAAUAUUUUGUUUUUUAAUUCAGUGCUUGAAGCGACCAUUGAGAACAACCAUGACGAGAAGCGAAGUCUUUUAGAAAGGUAA